This is a messenger RNA of Dama dama (fallow deer), 5080 nucleotides long. It is a transcript of the gene DPP8, whose product is annotated as dipeptidyl peptidase 8. Bases 415 to 3111 code for a protein of 898 amino acids. Lineage: Eukaryota; Metazoa; Chordata; Mammalia; Artiodactyla; Cervidae. Gene Ontology annotation, molecular function: dipeptidyl-peptidase activity; serine-type peptidase activity. Gene Ontology annotation, biological process: proteolysis. The transcript has 21 exons. The record is from RefSeq and is a predicted model, not a curated record.
GGAGGGCAGCACGCAAGAAACCGGAAGUGCCGGAGCCGCCGCCGCCGCCGUCUUUAAGUGCAGUGUUCACCCCUUCGGUUACUGCGGGCGCCGUCGCCAAGGAAGCCGCUGCAGCCGGGUCUGGAGUGGAGGCGGCGCGGCAUGAAGCGGCGCAGGCCCGCUCCUUAGCGCGCGUCAGGACGGUCCGGGCGGGGCCGGGGAGGGGGGAAGGUGCAGUAUCCGCCCUCUCUCCUUCCCCUUCGCCCGCGAGGCCUGCGCCCCUGCCCACUCGGGCCUCUCCGCCUCUCGGAGGAGCUGCCCGGCGCAUUCUCCCGGAUUGGAUGGUGAGAAAAGGAAAGACUCCUGUGAGAAGAGAACAGGAUGAGCAGAGGGAUCUAUGCUUGAAGUUGAGUCACUUGAAAAAGAUCUCUUUGAAUGUGGAAGAGAUCUGAACAGAUGAAAAUACAAUCAGGAAAAUGCAACAUGGCAGCAGCGAUGGAAACAGAACAGCUGGGUGUUGAGAUCUUUGAAACCGCAGAGUGUGAGGAGAAUAUUGAAUCACAGGAUCGGCCUAAAUUGGAGCCAUUUUAUGUCGAGCGAUAUUCCUGGAGUCAGCUUAAAAAGCUGCUUGCUGAUACCAGAAAAUAUCAUGGCUACAUGAUGGCUAAGGCACCACAUGAUUUUAUGUUUGUGAAGAGGAAUGACCCAGAUGGGCCUCAUUCGGACAGGAUCUAUUACCUUGCUAUGUCUGGUGAGAACAGAGAAAAUACACUGUUUUAUUCUGAAAUUCCCAAAACCAUCAACAGAGCAGCAGUCUUAAUGCUCUCUUGGAAGCCUCUUUUGGAUCUUUUUCAGGCAACACUGGACUAUGGAAUGUAUUCUCGAGAAGAAGAACUAUUACGGGAAAGAAAACGCAUUGGAACAGUUGGAAUUGCUUCUUAUGAUUAUCACCAAGGAAGUGGAACAUUUCUAUUUCAAGCUGGUAGUGGAAUUUACCAUGUAAAAGAUGGAGGGCCACAAGGAUUUACUCAACAACCCUUACGGCCCAAUUUAGUGGAGACUAGUUGUCCCAACAUUCGGAUGGAUCCAAAACUAUGCCCAGCUGAUCCAGACUGGAUUGCUUUUAUACAUAGCAAUGAUAUUUGGAUAUCAAACAUUGUAACGAGAGAAGAAAGGAGGCUCACUUAUGUGCACAAUGAGCUAGCCAACAUGGAGGAGGAUCCCAGAUCAGCCGGAGUUGCUACCUUUGUUCUUCAAGAAGAAUUUGAUAGAUACUCUGGUUAUUGGUGGUGUCCAGAAGCUGAAACAACUCCCAGUGGCAGUAAAAUUCUUAGAAUUCUAUAUGAAGAAAAUGAUGAAUCUGAGGUGGAAAUUAUUCAUGUUACAUCCCCCAUGUUGGAAACAAGGAGAGCAGAUUCAUUCCGUUAUCCUAAAACAGGCACAGCAAAUCCAAAAGUCACUUUUAAGAUGUCAGAAAUACUGAUUGAUGCUGAAGGAAGGAUUAUAGAUGUCAUAGAUAAGGAACUAAUUCAACCUUUUGAGAUUCUGUUUGAAGGAGUUGAAUAUAUUGCCAGAGCUGGAUGGACUCCAGAGGGAAAAUAUGCGUGGGCCAUCCUACUAGAUCGCUCUCAAACUCGCCUACAGAUAGUGUUGAUCUCACCUGAAUUAUUUAUCCCAGUAGAAGAUGAUGCCAUGGAAAGACAGAGAUUCAUCGAGUCAGUGCCUGACUCUGUGACACCACUGAUUAUCUAUGAAGAAACAACAGACAUCUGGAUAAAUAUCCAUGACAUCUUUCAUGUUUUUCCCCAAAGUCAUGAAGAUGAAAUUGAAUUUAUUUUUGCCUCUGAAUGCAAAACAGGUUUCCGUCAUUUAUAUAAAAUCACAUCCAUUUUAAAGGAGAGCAAAUAUAAACGAUCCAGUGGUGGGCUGCCUGCCCCAAGUGAUUUCAAGUGUCCUAUCAAAGAGGAAAUAGCAAUUACCAGUGGUGAAUGGGAAGUUCUUGGCCGGCAUGGAUCUAAUAUCCAGGUUGACGAAGUCAGAAAGCUGGUAUAUUUUGAAGGCACCAAAGACUCUCCUUUAGAACAUCACCUGUAUGUGGUCAGUUAUGUAAAUCCUGGAGAGGUGACGAGGCUGACUGACCGUGGUUAUUCGCAUUCUUGCUGCAUCAGCCGGCAUUGUGACUUCUUUAUAAGUAAAUAUAGUAACCAGAAGAAUCCACACUGUGUGUCCCUUUACAAGCUGGCAAGUCCUGACGGUGACCCAACCUGCAAAACAAAAGAAUUCUGGGCCACUAUCUUGGAUUCAGCAGGUCCUCUUCCUGACUAUACCCCUCCAGAAAUUUUUUCUUUUGAAAGCACUACUGGAUUUACAUUGUAUGGGAUGCUGUACAAACCUCAUGAUCUACAACCUGGAAAGAAAUACCCCACUGUGCUGUUUAUAUAUGGUGGUCCUCAGGUGCAGUUGGUGAAUAAUCGGUUUAAAGGAGUGAAGUACUUCCGACUGAACACCCUGGCCUCUCUGGGCUAUGUGGUUGUGGUGAUAGACAACAGGGGGUCCUGUCACCGAGGGCUUAAAUUUGAAGGCGCCUUUAAGUAUAAAAUGGGUCAAAUAGAAAUUGACGAUCAAGUGGAAGGACUCCAGUAUCUUGCCUCUCAAUAUGAUUUCAUUGACUUAGAUCGUGUGGGCAUCCAUGGCUGGUCCUAUGGAGGAUACCUGUCCCUAAUGGCGUUAAUGCAGAGGUCAGAUAUCUUCAGGGUUGCUAUUGCUGGGGCCCCAGUCACUCUGUGGAUCUUCUAUGAUACAGGCUACACGGAACGUUAUAUGGGUCACCCUGACCAGAAUGAACAGGGCUAUUACUUAGGAUCUGUGGCCAUGCAAGCAGAAAAAUUCCCCUCUGAACCAAAUCGUUUACUACUCUUACAUGGGUUCUUGGAUGAGAAUGUUCAUUUUGCACACACCAGUAUAUUACUGAGUUUUUUAGUGAGGGCUGGAAAGCCAUAUGAUUUACAGAUCUAUCCUCAGGAGAGACACAGCAUAAGGGUUCCUGAAUCUGGAGAACAUUAUGAACUGCAUCUUUUGCACUACCUUCAAGAAAACCUUGGAUCACGUAUUGCUGCUCUGAAAGUGAUAUAAUUUUGACCUGUGUAGAACUCUGGUAUACACUGGCUGUUUAACCAAAUGAGGAAGUUUAAAUUUAAUCAAUAGAGAAUUGAUCAUCACAUUUUGGUACUUGCCACAUAACAUCUACUUCUGAAAGUAUAUCUGGUGCCAUGCAGGUGUUUACAGCUUGUGGGUAGUAAUCUAAUACCUUAACCAUACACACACACAAUUGAAUGACACAUGUUUCUACGGGACCCAGCAAUACCUUGAGAAUCACUGAAAGAAAUAAGACAUUAGCACCAUGUAUUCAUGCUACCUUAUUUUCAUUUUUAAUAACAUUAUGAAACCUCAUGGACUUAGUGUAUUUUUACAGUAUACUUCUGAGUUUGUUAAAAUAUGAUGAUAUUAGUGAUUGGCUUGGUUCAAUUCCAGAAUCUCUGACUAGUUACAGAUUUGAUAGCACUUAAAUGUAAUUGAAUAGCUUCUGCUUCAUUGCUUGGGGUGUAUCCAGCAUGUUAUAAACUAAUCACUAUUAAACCUAUGACUUAACCAAUCAUUAAUGAUUGUUCAAGGUUAAGUUAGUGGCCUCCUAAAGACACUUACUUUGUUUCAUUCAAACUCUGACCAGUUUUUAGCCAAUUUAAAUUGUAUCUAGUAUAAAUGGUUCUCUUUGAUGAUAUGACCCAGUGGGUUUUUCUUUUCACAUAAAGACAAGUAACUGUAUAUGUAGCAUGAUUAUAAUAUUGAUAAUUAGAGGCAGGAAAAUUUUAAUCAGAUAAUUAGAGCUUAAAUAUUUGCAGGCAGUUCCUUUCCCUUUGGGGAAAAAAAAAAAAAAUACACAUUCACUCGUAUUCUUCAGAAAAUUUAGUGGUGCCAUUUUCCAUUGGGUAUUUCCACGUUGAAAUGUUCCAGAGUUUUAGGGCAGUGGAAGGGAAUUUUGGUGGAGUCGGGGAGACCAGGGUGUGGAGAAUGGCAAGGAGAGUAGAAGGCAAGGGACUACUUAAGAACUAAGCAGAAGCAUAAUCUGACCAAAAAUACUCAUGAAAAAGUUUAAGAAUUGAAAUUUAAACUCCUAGAAUAUUAGCUGAGGAAACCAGAAUUAAGAAAUCACUCUCUUGCCAACAGUUACAGACUAACAUUAUUCAGGGGAAGAAAAGCUGCUUACAGUUACUUUUACAUUUCUAAUUCUAAUUUUUUGUUAUUUUCUUCUUAAUUUUGGAAGCCUUACAAAUUGAAACUUUCUCUAACCUUUAUAAAUUAUUUGAGCAUCAUUUAAAUAUUGUGAUCUUAAAAUACAGAGGUUUCCAGACAACCUCUUUACUAUAAACUGAUCCCCAGCCAGCCAUGACUCUCUUUUUCAGUGUUCAAAGCUGAUAAGCGAUUUCUUGAAUUGUCAUGACAUUUUCCUGAUUGAGCCCUAGCGCUUGACUAUUACAGGAGCUCAUGGCGCUGAUUGGUGCUGAUUGGGAUCUGUCACCCUAGAAUCAUAGGUGCUAGCUGGGUCACAUUGGAGCUAGUGUCAGAGAAGGCACCCAAGAGUUUGACCCUUUUUAGCACAAGCCUCAAUGUUUGGAAAGUCGUUAUCAGUACUUCCAAACAGUGUUCCAAAAGAAAAAAAUUUUACUCUCUCUCACCAUUACAGAGUGAAUAGAUUCCUAUCCUAGAGAGCACAGCCUCCAUUAGUAAGGAUAGCUGUGCUUGAGAUGUGGACUUCAUCUUUGAGGGCCACGUGGGAGGUGGGAGAGGUCCAGAGAUGGCAGGGUGACCUGGUGGUUCUGUCCGUGGAGGGGGAUUGGGUUUUGCUGUUUUUGUAUUUAUACUGUAUUAUAGAUACCACACUUUUCCCUAUGACUGUAUAUGUAUUGAUUUUCUUGUUUAUGAUAUUUUCCCAUGCUGAGAUAUGUUUAUAUUCUUUUCAAUGUUAAAUUAAAUUGAUUUGGGUAAUAUUCUUCCCCAAAAAAGUAUUUUCCCCCAUGACUAAAGUUUGUAUCUGAUUACUGAA